CCAGGGGAGAGCGAGACAGAAGUAGGAGGAGGAGGAGGAGAAGAAAGAGGCGAAGGGAAAGAAGGAGGAGGAAGAGGAGGAGGGGAGGCGCUCUGGUCGCCGUCAGUGGGCAGCCGAGACGCGGCAUGCCCCGGGCAGUGGAGAGCCGGCUGGCCUCGGCAGGGCCAUGGGGACCCGCGCUCUGACAAUGCCGGGCUGAGAGGAGCCGCGCCAGGACCCCGCCACCUCCACCAUCACCUCCUGCACCCAGCCUCCCCGCCGGCCACCAGCACCAGCCUCCUCCGCCUCUCUCUCUCUCUCUCUCUCUGUCCCUCUCUGCAUUACUGUCUUCCACUCCACAGAGGAUGGGGUCUGCCGAGGAGUAGGUCGGAAGCCAGUCAGCCCUUCCUCCAAAGCCUGGUAAUCUUUCUGUAGGCAAAAGAAGAGAGAGAGAAAAGAGAGGGAGAGAGAGCAAAAGAGAGAGAGAGGGAGAGAGAGAGAGAGAGAGAGGGAGAGAGAAGAAACGGGAGGAGGGGAUAAGGAAAUUAAACCCUUUAAGUCAAUGCAUAUUGUGGUGAGACCGGCACAGGAGCCCUCACGGUGGAGUCGGCCAGGGCUGUGCGUUCCCAAAAUAUGACCAGGGGUGCUUGGAUGUGUCGGCAGUAUGACGACGGCUUAAAAAUCUGGUUGGCAGCACCCCGGGAGAACGAGAAACCGUUCACCGAUUCAGAGAGGGCUCAGAAAUGGCGACUGUCUCUGGCAUCUCUCUUGUUUUUCACAGUCCUGCUCUCUGAUCACUUGUGGUUCUGCGCCGAGGCCAAACUGACCCGGACCCGGGACAAGGAGCAGCGGCAGCAGCACCAGCAGCGGCAGCGGCAGCAGCAGCGGCAGCGGCAGCACGAGCCCGCCUGGCCGGCGCUCCUGGCCAGCAUGGGGGAGUCCUCGCCCGCCUCCCAGGCACACAGACUCCUCUCCGCCUCCUCGUCCCCCACCCUGCCCCCCUCUCCGGGAGACGGCGGCGGCAAGGGCAACCGAGGCAAAAACAACCGGAGCAAGGCUCUUUUUCUGGGAAACUCUGCCAAACCCGUGUGGCGCCUGGAGACUUGUUACCCCCAGGGCGCCUCUUCGGGCCAGUGCUUCACCGUGGAGGACGCGGACGCCGUGUGCGCCAGGAACUGGAGUCGGGGGGUGGCGGCCGGGGGGGAGGAGCAGCAGGUGAGAGGGAAGCAGCAAACCACGCUCUGGAACUUGUCGGAUUUUUACCUUUCGUUUUGUAAUUCCUACACACUUUGGGAGUUGUUCUCGGGGUUGUCGAGUCCCAGCACUUUGAACUGUAGUCUGGAUGUGGUGCUCAAGGAGGACGGCGAGAUGACCACCUGCAGGCAGUGCGUCGAGGCUUACCAAGACUACGACCACCACGCUCAGGAGAAAUACGAAGAGUUUGAAAGUGUGCUCCAUAAAUAUUUACAGUCGCAGGAGUACUCGGUGAAGUCGUGUCCCGAGGACUGUAAGAUUGUCUACAAAGCCUGGCUCUGUUCCCAGUAUUUUGAAGUCACACAGUUUAACUGCAGAAAGACAAUUCCUUGCAAGCAAUACUGUUUGGAGGUUCAGACAAGGUGUCCAUUUAUAUUGCCUGACAAUGAUGAAGUCAUCUAUGGAGGACUGUCCAGCUUCAUCUGUACAGGGCUCUAUGAAACCUUUCUAACCAGUGAUGAACCAGAAUGCUGUGACGUCAGGAGAGAAGACCAAUCAAGUUACCUAUCCAAAGGGACGGUAGACAAAAGUGACUCGUGUCACAGGACGUCGCUCACAGCGUCAUCAGCAACAAGACUGUGCCACAGCAGACUCAAACUGUGCGUCCUUGUACUAAUUCUUUUACACACAGUACUCACAGCCUCAGCAGCACAGAACACCCCAGGACUGAGCUACGGAGGUAUCACCACCCUGGAAGACAACUCCACCAACGAGGACUAAGGAAAGGGUGACAUGUCGUCAGAGAAGCAACCGGCCCACCAUGAAAAAAGAAGCUGCUGUCAAACGUAACAGAAACUGGGUGCUUUUACCCUUUAAUUACUUCUUGCAAGGCCUUUAGGGUAAAAUUUAAAAAAGAUGGGCCUGAAUCCAAACAAGGACACAAACACAGCUUUUUAUUGACGAAAAGGCUGAAAAGUGACAACUUUCUCACACCAUUUUAUACACUGUGUUUUAAUGUUCGGAGGUUUUAUUUGCUUUCGUUUUGAUUUGGGUUUAUUUGUUUGUUUAUUUUAUUUUUUGCACUUGUUAAUACAGGAUUUAUUUUUGGGGGGAUGGUUUCUCAGAGGCAAGCUAGGUCUUUUCACUGUCUCUCUCUAUAUAUAUUUCUAGUAAUUGUGUGUGUUCAUCAGAUAGUUCUGUCUUCUGUGUCUUGUCAGUUUCUAUUAGAGAAAUGAUUGCUAUGACCUCACGGUCUGGCAAACAACAACAACAACAAAAUAAUAAUAAAAAAAAUUAAAAAAGACAAAAAAAAAGAAAACAACAAAAACUACAAAAAAAAAAAAAAAUUUCCCUAACUCCCUCUUCUACCUAUGGAACCCAUGCCCUUCCGGCCCCUUCCUUCUCUUGUCCCCUUAAGCAGACAACAUCCGCUUGCUUCUGUACGCGUAAUCACAGUAAAUGGGUGAGCAUGCUCUGGUGGGCUUCAGACCCGCUGUUGAGCAAACCCCAACUGAGCGGAACCAAGGGGGCCUGAUGGGGGUUCCUUUUAACUGAACAACGAGUGCUCUCCAUAACAGAUGGAAUCAGUCAGUUAACAUAUUUUUUAUGUUGAAACAAAAAUAAAAGGAAAAAAUAUAUGUAUUGAACUGCGUUGCUCCAGUUCCCAUUUCUAAGAAGUUCAGUCUUUUUUCGCUGGUUGGUUGAACAGGAGCAGCCAUCUACAAUCAGGAUGUAAGGAGUUAGGAAGUCAUUCCCUUGGAGACUUGAGGCUGGCUUUCAUUGUGACUUCAGUUCUGUCACGCUAAUAUGCCAGCAAAUUUUGGCCAUGGUGAUGGGAACAAAGAGACUGAGGAAACAACCUGGACUUUUCCUCCUUAUUGGUGUGGAAAAGAUACUAGAAAUUCUCAAACAGCUGCAGUAUGCAAAAUAUAUACAAUUUUACCCCAAUAUUUCCCUAAUAUAUUGUUGAAAAUUAUUUCAGGUAUAAAGUAUAGGCAAUCAUGCAUUAUCACAAAGGAACAACUUCCUUUUUUAAAUAAGUAGGUUGGCCAUUUUUAGGAAAGUGCAAAAAACGUUACCACUCUAACAUGUUCUAGGUCGUCAAGGAAAAGAGGAAUCUGACUGCCCUGUUUGUAUUUAUUUUUUUCUGUAUGGGAACAUUUUACCUGCUGAGUGUCUAUGAAUUUGCUUUCUAAAAAGGCUUUUAUGAGUUUACAGUAGACUCAGUGGAAGGAAGAGUUAAUAAGGGCUGUUUUUAAAAAAAAAAACAAAACAUGAUAAAAAAAAAAAACACUUUACAUUCCUUCCUAUUCUCUAACACACUUGGGAAG
Loxodonta africana (African savanna elephant) is the source of this 3503-nucleotide messenger RNA. RefSeq names its product NALCN channel auxiliary factor 1 (gene NALF1). The record is from RefSeq and is a predicted model, not a curated record. The transcript has 3 exons. Bases 613 to 1953 code for a protein of 446 amino acids. Gene Ontology annotation, cellular component: plasma membrane. Lineage: Eukaryota; Metazoa; Chordata; Mammalia; Proboscidea; Elephantidae. Gene Ontology annotation, biological process: calcium ion import across plasma membrane. Gene Ontology annotation, molecular function: stretch-activated, monoatomic cation-selective, calcium channel activity.